UGGCUGUGUUAUGCUUUCAGCACGUUGGACAGAGGCACCGGAUUCUUGCAUGGACUAAAACACCGAGUGGACGCCAACUCUCUCUCUCUCUUUGCCAACCCCUUGCCAAACCCGGGAUUCUUUUUUCAACUUUUGGUAAGCCAAUAAGCCCACUAAGGGGGGCCUGUGUUCUGAAAACGGAUAACGAAAAAAAAGCGCUUGCCAGUAAAAAAAAAAAAGCCAAACAAAAAAAAAGCUUGUGCUUUAAAGAUGUGUUGCGCCCGGUGAUAGAGCAUGUGAAAGUUGAAAUGUUGGAGCCACUGUAAGGCGUCCGUUCUCUUACCCCCCCGCUCCGUUCUCGCUAGUCUACCGCGUUAACUUUGGGACAUGCAAGUCUUGGUCGUGGAGAUCUAACCACGUAGUGGUUAUCUGCCCUUAUAAAAGUUCCACCAGGUUAGAAGAGUGAUGACCAUCCUGUUCCUUACUAUGGUUAUUUCAUACUUCAGUUGCUUAAGAGCUGCGCCCCUGAGAGAUGCCCCAGGCAUGCGGGCCCACCGGACAGAAGGCUUCUUGGGCACUGCGGCGACCGAGGCCCGGGGCCACGGGACUCCGCAGAGCGGGGCCGGGCCGGGCCAGCGCGGGGCCCUCCACUCGCUCACAGACACGUUCGAGCAGGUGCUAGAGGAGCUUCUGGAGGUGGAAGAGGAGGCGGCCCAGUUGGGACAGGGGACCGAGAAGGGCCCGGCGGGAGGGGGCGUCCUGGAAUCCCUGGUCGCCACGGAGACAAAGGAUGUCGAUCUGUACGAGUCACGGGUCAUGAUCAGCAACCAAGUGCCUUUGGAGCCGCCUUUGCUCUUUCUUCUGGAGGAAUACAAAAAUUACCUGGACGCGGCAAACAUGUCCAUGAGGGUGCGGCGACACUCGGAUCCCUCAAGACGCGGCGAGCUCAGCGUGUGUGACAGUAUUAGCCAAUGGGUGACAGCUGUGGAUAAAAAGACGGCAAUAGACAUGUCUGGGCAGACAGUUACCGUCAUGGAAAAGGUCCCUGUCCCCAACGGCCAGCUGAAGCAAUACUUUUACGAGACCAAAUGCAACCCCAUGGGUUACACAAAGGACGGCUGCAGAGGAAUAGACAAGCGGCACUAUAACUCCCAGUGCAGGACAACCCAGUCCUACGUGCGAGCGCUUACCAUGGAUAGCAAAAAGAAGAUUGGCUGGCGGUUUAUAAGGAUAGACACUUCAUGUGUAUGUACAUUGACCAUUAAAAGAGGGAGAUAGUGUAUAACAUGUAUAGAUUUUAUUGAAGAGUUUGAAAAAUGAAAGAGAAAAAAUAUCUAUUUGUAUAUAUACAUAACAGGGUAAAUUAUUCCGUCAAAUGAAAAUUUUAUGGACUGCAUGUAAAAAAAGAUGACGUUUAUACAGUAAAAGUGAUACUACAGUCUAUUUAUUGAACAUAUUCAUGACCUUGUAAACAAUUAAAAAAAAAUCUGAUCAGUCAUUUGCGCCCAGUUCAAAUUACUAUAUCACAUUCCUCAAGACAUUGUGACUUGUUUACGUUGCCAAGAAUUAGAAAAUGAAGGAAGAAUCAGGCAAGGAAGGAGGGACAAUUCCAUCUUCAAAAGCUUGCAUGCUGCUUCAAUUGUGAAUUGAGAAAUCCUCCUCUAAAAAAAUUAAGAUGAUGCCGACCAAAACAUUUGGUUGACAUACUCAGCAGAAAAACGUUUUUCCUCUCCAGUAAUUGAUCUGUUUACCGUCCUAAACCUCACGAGGUGAUGUUACAUACUAUGUCAAGGUGCUGUUGUCAAAGCUUUGCUGUCUAUUUUUUUAUCCCCACCAGAGUACUAUAUAUAAGAUUAUAUAAGAAUAUAAAA
Molecule: messenger RNA, 1850 nt
Organism: Gadus morhua (Atlantic cod)
Lineage: Eukaryota; Metazoa; Chordata; Actinopteri; Gadiformes; Gadidae
Gene: bdnf
Product: brain-derived neurotrophic factor
Exons: 2
Coding region: 445-1257 (270 amino acids)
Biological process (GO): modulation of chemical synaptic transmission; nerve development; negative regulation of neuron apoptotic process
Cellular component (GO): axon; dendrite; synaptic vesicle
Molecular function (GO): nerve growth factor receptor binding; growth factor activity
Source: RefSeq, a predicted model, not a curated record